This is a messenger RNA of Thecamonas trahens ATCC 50062, 1377 nucleotides long. Its product is annotated as cation diffusion facilitator family transporter. The transcript has a single exon. Gene Ontology annotation, biological process: monoatomic cation transport; transmembrane transport. NCBI's taxonomy places the organism in Eukaryota, Apusomonadida, Apusomonadidae. Gene Ontology annotation, molecular function: monoatomic cation transmembrane transporter activity. Gene Ontology annotation, cellular component: membrane. The record is from RefSeq and is a predicted model, not a curated record. The coding region runs from base 1 to 1374 and encodes 457 amino acids.
AUGUGGCGAGGUGACGUGGGUGUGCGUGGACACGCUGGGCAUGCGCACGGCUCGCUGGUGGCGACGGGAACGAGCCCGCACGACGAGUCGGAGGAGGAGCGGUCUGCCAAGGCGAGGGUGACCUGGCUCGGUGUUGUGGCCAAUGUGGCGCUGGCGGCGGCCAAGGGCGGCGUGGGCAUGGUGGCACACUCGCCGGUUCUGGUGGCAGAUGCGGUGCACUCGGUGUCGGAUCUGGCCUCGGACGCCGUUGUCCUCAUCGGAUCGCGAGUGGGGACAGCACCCGCCGACGAUGGCCACAAGUACGGCCACGGCCGGCUGGAGACGUUGGCCACGCUGACGGUGGCUUCGUUUCUGGUGGCGACUGGCGGGGCGAUUGCCUGGAAUGGCGCCGAGGCGCUGCUCCCGCUGUGGGGGCUGAUGACCGACGCGGCCGGGCAAGCUGCCGACGGACACGGACACGGUCACGGACACGUCCACGGCAUUGUGGGUGCUGAAGCGGUGGCUGAUGAGGGUCUGGCGGCGAGCAUGUCGUCGUCGAUGCUUUGGCUUGGGCUCUCGACCGCGGUUGUCUCGAUCGCCACCAAGGAGUGGCUGUACGCAGCGACGCGCAAGGUGGCUGACAAGUUUAAGUCUGAGCUCCUACUCGCCAACGCGUGGCACCACCGGACCGACUCGCUCUCGUCGGUGGUGGCGCUAGUGGGGCUUGGCGGGGUGGCGGCCGGCCUGCCUUGGCUUGAUCCGAUCGGCUCGAUGGUGGUCGCCGGAAUGAUUGUCCACGCCGGCGGCUCGAUCUCGAUAUCUGCGCUCCGUGACCUGACCGACUCGACGGUUCUCUCUGCCGAGGAGGCCGGCGCGCUCCAGGAGGCAAUGGAACAGGUGUCGGGUGUGCGCGCGGUGCGCGAGCUGCGCCAUCGGCGGCUCGGCUCGUACCUCGUCGGGGACGUCACCGUGCAGGUUGAUCCACGGGCGACCGUGUCCGAGGCACACGUGGUAGCCGUGGCGGCGCAGAGCGCGGCCAUGGCGACCAUUCCCAUGCUCAAGGACAUGGUAGUCCACGUCGAGCCGUACGGCAUGGGCGAUCACGACCACGCCAUGCUCGAUGAGCGGGUCUUCCCCUCGUCGCUCUCACUCGAGACGCUCAAGGCGACGGUGGCCGGCGCUGUGCCAGCGGCGGUGGCGGGCAUCGCCAGCGUCUCGCACGUCGAGUGUCAUGUCGAGGACGGCGGCCUUGCGCUGACCAUCACCCUCGAGCUCGAUGACAGCGAAGCGUUGGAGCCGGUCCGGGUCGUUGGCCACGGCGUCAAGCACGCUGUCCACGACGCGCUCGGCGAGACAACCGUCAUCCGUUCUGUCGACAUCCACUUUGAGGGCUGACGA